AUGGCAAGUUGGGAUGAGAAACUUCUUACAGCUGCAGAGAAGGGGAAUAUAAAAGAAGUAGAGUCAUGUGUAAAGAACAGAGCUAAUUUGGAAUGUAGAGAUUUAUAUGGAAUGACACCAUUAAUGUUGGCCGCUGAGGGAGGACACCUGGAGGUGGUGACGUACCUCAUCAGUCACGGCAGUCAAUUAGAGGCCAGAGACGGGGAUGGAAUGACACCAUUAAUGUUGGCCGCUGAGGGAGGACACCUGGAGGUGGUGACCUACCUCAUCAGUCACGGCAGUCAAUUAGAGGCCACAAACACCUUGUAUGGAGGAAGGACACCAUUAAUGUGGGCGGCUCAGGGAGGACACCUGGAGGUAGUGACGUACCUCGUCACUCACGGCAGUCAGUUAGAGGCCAGAGACACCGUGGAUGGAAUGACACCAUUAAUGUCGGCCGCUGUGGGAGGACACUUGGAGGUGGUGACGUUCCUCGUCAGUCGCGGCAGUCAGUUAGACGCUACAGACCUGGAUGGAGAAACAGCUUUACAUUAUGCUGCUCAGAAUGGAGGGAUUGAUACAACAAAAUGGUUAAUAGAUCAAGGAUGCAGUCCUUGGGUUAAAACAAAAAAGGGUCAGACUCCUUAUGAUAUGGUAACAAUGGAAAGCUAUGAUGAUUCUGAAAAGAAAAAGAAAAAGAAAGAAGUGAUGGACUUCCUUAAGACUGUCAUGUUAAAGACUCCAGAAGAAUACAAGAAAAAACGACAGUUAAAUCGUUUAACGGGUCAAGGUACCUACGAAUCUUUUGACAUGCGCUGUAUGGUGACUGGCCAGGUCGCGGUCGGAAAAUCGUCAUUAGUGAAGCUAUUAGUUGGGGAUGUGAUACCGGAAGGGAGGCAUUCUACAGAUGGAAUCUCUCUUCUCGAAGGUCGCUGUGGUCUAGAUAUCCAGACCAGAGAAUGGGUUCUCAUAAAUCCAGAAACUUAUAAUGCCAUGGAUGUUGUUUACAAUAAGGUGCUAAUGACUUCAAGAAAAGAAAAAGGAACAAAUGCAAGAGAAAAGUUAGACCAACACCAAUCAUCAGAUAUUAAUCCUUCUAGAAGUAAAGACGAUGACAUGGAUAAUCCAGGUGUCCUACACCAAUCAGAAGCUAUGGCAUUGCCUCUCCCAUCAAACACAUCAGAUAAUGUCUCAAACCAACCUCAAGCAGCCCUAACGUUAUCACCUGAGGCGUCCUCUAUUGUGCCUCUAUCACGACAGCAGUUGAAACAGAAAAUGAAAGCAAAGAUGACUAUAGAUGAAAUUAGAAGAAAAAUGGAAAAAGUCCUAAAGAGUGGAAAGUACAAGAUGAAAGUGGGACGACUUAUCUUCUGGGACUUUGGUGGACAGUAUGUGUAUUUUACAACACACCAGACCUUCAUGACCUACAGAGCUUUGUUUCUUGUUGUUUUUGAUGGAAGCCAAGGAUUAUAUGAGCAGGUUCCUGAUGUGUUGUGUUUUCCAGGGCAGCAUUUGACUCCAACUCCAGCAGUUUUUUUACAACACUGGGUCAACUGUAUCCUUACCUAUUGUAAGGCAGUAUAUACAGGUAUUCCAAAGAUCUUGUUUGUUGCUACUCAUAAAGACAAAGUACCAAAGGAAGAUAUUGAAACACGGCGUACAGAGUUAUAUAGUGGAGUAGAAGAGUUAUUUAAAGACCACGAAGGACGAGGACAUCUGGUGAUUGCCAACCAAAUAUUUAUCAAUGCCACAGACAAAACAGACCCAGAGAUCGAUGUCCUUAAGAAAGCAAUCACAGACCUUACCUUUCAACAUCCUUGUUGGGGAGAGGAAAUGCCCAAUGCAUCUGUUCCCCUUGAACUUGAGAUUGCUAACCUGGUUGUUAAGGGGAAACAAGUACUGUCAUUGAGAGAAGUUGAAGAAUUGAAUUCCAUCAGCAAGGUGUCUGUCUUAUCAAAUGAAGAGCUGAGAAAAUUUCUACAAUUUCACCACUCACUAGGGAAAUUAGUCUAUUUUGAUACCCCACAGUUGAAAGGUUAUGUGAUCAUCAGUCCGCUGCUUCUGGUCGAAGUGAUGAGAUCCUUUGUUACAGAUAUUGCCUUCUGGCCAAAGAAAGGCCUUAUUAGAAACACUUUCGAAAAGAUGUCAGAAAGUGGAAUAAUACAAAGAAAAGAUCUUUAUCUUAUUUGGGAACAAAAGCACUUCAAUAAGAUAUCACCCUACAAAGAGUUCAUAUUUGAUAUGCUUAUCCACCUUGAUAUUCUAUCAGAGCAGCGUAGAUAUGAUACUAAUACGGGAAGUCGGUUACCAGUGGAAAACUUCUUUGUUCCCUGUAUGCUCACUCAAAGAAAUGACACAAGAUUCAUGACCCACGAAUGCACACCAGAGAAAGCCAUUAGUCUAGCAUUUGUAUUCAAAGGGACAAUAAUACCACCAGCCUUACCAAAUCGUCUCAUUAGCGCAUGUCUCAGCAUGUGGGCUGUGAAGACAUAUGAAGAAAAACAACUCCUGUUUUCAGGAUUCGUUGGUUUAUCAUUCGAUAAAGCACAUGAUAUUGUAGUGUGUGUUGAAGGUAACAAGAUAUUGCUCUACAUAGUCCAUGAAACCUCCAAUGGACUGAUCGUGCCAGAUAUUGCCACUGGUAUCAAGGAAUGCAUGUAUACAACAUUGGAGAGAAUCUCAGAAUUCUAUAAGUCCACAGUCCAGGCCACAUCUAUCAGCCAAAAACUACCCUUCCACAUUGAAUAUGCAUGCUCUAGGUUAGAAUGCCAUAUAACUGAAGAGGCAGCACUCACGACUGAUGAAUGGAUCUGUAAUAAACACAAGAUUGUACAUACUAAAGAAAAGUGGAAUAUUUGGAAUCAAGAUCAGGAAAAAGAACAAUGUGAAGAGGACUGUCCAGGUUUACAAGAAGAUGCAUUGAUCCAGAUUCCAAGUGAUAUUGAACUACAGAGAUUUUCAUCGAGAUUUGACGAAACCACAAUACGAGAAUUGGCCAUACAUCUUGGAAUGGCUUUACAAGAAUGGGAUGAUCUUAAAAGUAAUAAUCCUAGAUGUGUUCAGAUUGUCAAGUAUAGAAUACUGGUCAACUGGAGAGAAAAAUGUUCAGGAACUUUCAAGAAUAUGUGGAAUGCUUUAACAAAGAUGAAAUUAACGACCCAUAUGCUCUGCCAAGUUAAAAGAACCAGAAAUAGACAGUGUGAUUUCAAUGAUGAGUACUUGGAUUUAAUUCCAACAGAUGAAAUAUUAGAUAAGCUGGCACAAGUAAUUGGUGAAGUAUCCUUCCAACUUGGGAUAGAAUUAGGAUUACCUGUAACAUCAUUAGAUAUAAUCCAGUACAAAAAUGGAUUAAAUUUAGUGGCAGAAUGUAAGGAAAUGUUAUUCCAAUGGAGGGAAGAUCAGAAAGUGAAGCCCACUAUAAGUGUUUUGGUUCAAGCCUUGGUAAAUGUAGGGAGAGGUGCUAGAUGUUUGGAGGAAAUCAUUAAAACAGUUGGAGUAAAGGAAUAUAUUCCACUUAAGGAAGUUGAAGAGGAGAAACAAGGAAAAUUUAAAACAUUUCUGCAAAAACUAAAUCCUUUUCAAUAGCAGAAACAGUACAAAAACAUUCAGUUGGCAUUACUUUCAUUAUUCCCUUGUCUUGGUUUUAGUAAAAAAAAAUAUGGACCACCAUUUCAUUGACAUUGUUCUUUAUGUUGGCUCCACAUUCAACAGAUUCAAGAUAACUUAACAUGGUUAAUUAGACUGUUCGAUUUAUACAGAAUAGCACAACACAGUCAAAAUAAGUUUAUUAAAUUUUCAUUGGGUUCCACAUCAGUUAUUCAAAGCAUACAGUUAAUGAAGAGUAUUAUGUUAGUAUGUCAGUCUUUGAUUAAAGUUUGAAGGUAACCAAUAAAUUUGUCAAACGUGAAAUUUUGACAGAAGCAUUGUAAAGUGUUAAUAAUAAGAGUGAAAUUUUGAAAAAAAAAUCUAACUUUAAUUUUUAUACGACCGCAAAAACUAAAAAAUUUUUGGUCGUAUAUAGGUAUGACGUGGCGUCGUCAUUGUCAUCGUCUUUGUCAUCGUCGUCCGAAGACAUUUGGUUUUCGCACUCUAACUUUAGUACAAGUGAAUAGAAAUCUUUGAAAUUUUAACAAAAGGUUUAUGACCACAAAAGGAAUGUUGGGAUUGAUUUUGGGACUUUUGGUCCCAACAGUUUAGGAAUUGGGGGCCAAAAAGGGCCCAAAUAAGCAUUUUUCUUGGUUUUCGCACAAUAACUUUAGUAUAAGUAAAUAGAAAUCUAUGAAAUUUUAACACAAGGUUUAUGACCACAAAAGGAAGGUUUGGAUUGAUUUUAGGAGUUUUGGUCUUAACAGUUUAGGAAUUAGAGUCCAAAAUUUAACUUUUUUGAUAUCAUCAAAAAUUGAAUUAUUGGGGUUCUUUGAUAUGCCAAAUCUAACCGUGUAUUUAGAUUCUUAAUUUUUAUUCCCGUUUUCAAAUUGGUCUACAUUAAGGUCCAAAGGGUCCAAAAUUAAACUUAGUUUGAUUUUAACAAAAAUUGAAUUCUUGGGGUUCUUUGAUAUGCUGAAUCUAAACAUGUACUUAGAUUUUUGUCGAGCCUUCGACUUUAGUAACUUUCUUAAACUAUACUGGAUUUUAACCAAACUUGGACAGAAGCUUGUUUAUGAUCAUAAGAUAGUAUCCAGAAGUAAAUUUUGUAAAAAUAAAAUUCCAUUUUUUCCGUAUUUUACUAUAAAUGGACUUAGUUUUUUUCUGCGGGGAAACAAUACAUUCACUCUGUGGUUAAAGUUUUUAAAAUUUUAAUAACUUUCUUAAACUAUCCUGGGUUUGUACCAAACUUGGACAGAAGCUUGUUUAUGAUCAUAAGAUUGUAUCCAGAAGUAAAGUUUGUAAAAAGAUUACUCCCUUUUUUCUGUAAUUUACUUUUAAAUGGACUUAGAUUUUCUUACAAUCAUAAAAUAGUAACAAGAGGAAUAUUUUUAUUGAUUUUUUUCCUCAUUGUCGUUGAGCCUGCGAUUUACAGCAAAAAUAGGCAAGACACUGGGUUCUGAGAACCCUUAUAAAUUUUUAUUACCAAUAAACAUCAGUUGUCUGAAGAUAAAAAUAAUCUUGAAGUAAGACGUGUCAUACAAAUAAUGAGCAGGAAUGGUGUAUACAAAUAAUGAGCAGGAAUGGUGUAUACAAAUAAUGAGCAGGAAUGGUGUAUAUAUCUUAUUUGUUUACUGCAGUAAUGUUGUAGAUUGUAUCCUCAUUUUCGUGGUUCAGUUGUCAAAGUUAAGUUUUGUGUUUUGGUCUUUUUUUCUAAUACUAUAUGCAAUAGGUCAACUAUAUGUGGUGUAUGGAAAUGUUUAUGAUCUAUAUGUCAGUCGGGCAGGUUUUAUUUGACCUUGACCUCAUUUUCAUGGUUCAUUGCUCAGUGUUAAGUUUUAGUAUUUUGGUCUGAUUUUCUUAAACUAUAAGCAAAAGGUAAGCUAUUGUUGUUGUAUGGAAAAUUUGUUAGCUGUACAUGUCUGCCUGGUAUGGUUCUUCUGACCUUGACCUCAUUUUCAUGGUUGAUUGGUCAAUGUUUAGUUUUCUUGGUUAAUGUUAAGUUUAUGUGACAGUUGUAAUAAAGCUUUAUAUAUAAGACUUUCAAUAUAAUAUCAAUGAUUAGUAAAGAA
Mytilus trossulus (common blue mussel) is the source of this 5636-nucleotide messenger RNA. RefSeq lists its product as uncharacterized. The transcript has 18 exons. The record is from RefSeq and is a predicted model, not a curated record. NCBI's taxonomy places the organism in Eukaryota, Metazoa, Mollusca, Bivalvia, Mytilida, Mytilidae. Bases 1 to 3564 code for a protein of 1187 amino acids. Gene Ontology annotation, biological process: signal transduction. Gene Ontology annotation, molecular function: protein binding.